Macrosiphum euphorbiae (potato aphid) is the source of this 1242-nucleotide messenger RNA. Lineage: Eukaryota; Metazoa; Arthropoda; Insecta; Hemiptera; Aphididae. The record is from the annotation of a GenBank genome assembly.
AUGCGCACAGUUGCAGCUAAUUGGGAGAUCACAGUAUAUUUAAAUAUUUCAAUUUAUUAUACACACUAUCUAAAAAUUAAAAGUUUACAAGAGGAAACGUCAUCACUUUGUGAUGAAACUGCUAAAAGUUUUGAAAAUAAUUUUAAUUUUUUUUGUUUUAAAAAAGAAUUCCAUACAAAUGACAUUUGUUUAGAUUUUAAGGCAGCCUCAGAAAAAAUUUUAAAUGAAUUUGAAUCGGAUACUUAUAAUAUCUUUAAAUUAAUUGAAGGACAAAAUAAUUUAAGAAAUAAACGACAGUUAUCCAAAAAUUUAGGGGAUAUAAUCUAUACGCUGUUUGGGACAAUUAGCUUAAAUGAUAUUACCAAAUGGUACUCAAAUAUAAAAAAUAUGAUAAAAAACGGUAGAAAUUCUCAAAACAUAGUAGAAAAUAAAAUGAUGAUCACUCCUGCGAGUACGAACGAAGCGAUAUUGCUUGAUAAAAAAACAGUAGAAGCAACAACAGAAGUUUCAAAUAAUAUUAAAAAAAUUCGACAUUAUAUUACUUCCGACAGGGAUAACUUUAACGAUGAUAAUAUGGAAAAAAUAAUUAAAAACCAAAUUUUAAAUUUAGAAACAAUUUACAAACAAUACUCUUUGGAAUUAACGAGAAUAAAUCAAAUCUUACAUUUUGCUAUACAGGGAAAACUACAUCCAUUAGUAAUAUCCUCAGCUCAAUUAUUAGAAGAAAUUAAAACAAUUAAAUUAAACCUUCCAUCUAAUUUAGACAUCCCGGUAAAACUAGACCUAUCGGAUAUGUCAGAGAUUUUUAAAAUUAUGCAAACAACUAUUGUUAGAAAUAAUGAUAUAAUUAUGUUUAUUAAUACUGUACCAAUUGUUUCUAGUACUUUAUACAAUUUAUAUAAUAUUAUACCGAAUCCAAUGUUAAUAGAAAACAAUAUUUAUAUGUUCAUUAAACCUAGAAUUAAGUAUUUAGCUUUGACUAUCGAUCAAGAGUAUUAUGUAAAUUUAGAUCAAAACGAAUUUAGUAUGUGCUACGACACAAAACAUUUUAAAGUAUGUAAAAAUCUUGUAACUCAGAGGGUGACAACAUCAGAUGAUUGCGAACUCAAUUUAAUUAUUAACACAAAAUCAGCAAAUAUUGAAAAUGUUUGUAAGUUUAAAUACACGUCAAUCAAACACGGUAUUUUCCAUAAGUUAAUGUCGGCAAAUUCAUGGUUAUACACAGUAAAUCAACAAAAUUGA